Molecule: messenger RNA, 1092 nt
Organism: Daphnia magna
Lineage: Eukaryota; Metazoa; Arthropoda; Branchiopoda; Diplostraca; Daphniidae
Gene: Dtwd2
Product: tRNA-uridine aminocarboxypropyltransferase 2
Exons: 4
Coding region: 201-980 (259 amino acids)
Source: RefSeq, a predicted model, not a curated record
CGUUCUUCUGUCUUUGGAGUUCUACUCUCAGCAUCCUUUCCCAACUUCCCACAUGAGGCGCAACAGUCAUACCUUUUUACGCUUGGCGUACACCAGCCAAUUUUCUAAAUCUCUAGAUUUCUUGAUCACGUGCUAUAUGAAGAAUAUCGAAUAUCGACUCUGAAUUUCAUUAGAAAUUGCCCUGUAAAAUCUAUUCUGAUAUGGAUCAAGAUUUUAUACAGUUCGCAGAUGAAAUCGUCCUAGGCGAAAGUGUACAAAGAUCAAGUUGUUCAAAAUGCAGACGUCCUGAAAGAGUUUGUUGGUGCUCAUAUUUACCAAAGGUACCUGUGACAAUCAAUGGUAAAAUCAUUGUUUUGCAACAUCCUGAUGAAGAGAAAAGAAAUCUUAAAACAGGACCAAUGCUUUUCCAUGGAAUGGCAAGUGGUCAAUGUAUUAUUUAUUAUGGAAAGAAGUUCCCUUCUGCAAAACAUGAAGGAUUAAAAGAAAUGCUGGAGGAACAAUAUACUUAUGUCCUAUAUCCUGGCCCUCAGUCUCGGAGCAUCACAACAGUAUCAGAUAUUCAUCCAAAAGGAGCACCAUAUAAUCUGGUUUUGAUUGAUGGAACAUGGCAGCAAGCCAAAUCUAUGUAUUUUCAUAGCACUUUCCUUCACUCAUUGCCUCAGGUUUCCCUGCCAGAGCUGGGUCCAAGUCUGUAUGUUAUCAGGACUCAGCCAUCAGAAUAUUGCCUAUCAACGGUGGAGUCUGCAGCAUUAGCAAUAUCUAUAAUGGAAGAAGAUAAAAGCAUUGUUGAUACAUUAGUUCAUCCCUUGAAAGCAUUAUGCACAUUUCAAUUGAAUUAUGGUGCAGUAGAACACCAGGAUAAGGUUACACUUUUGGAAUUAGGGCAGUAUAGAAAACCAGUAGGAAAACGCACCAUGAAAUUCCUUAGUGCCAUCGACCAAAGGGGAUGCACUUUGUGGAUUGGAAUUUUUAUUUGCUAAUAGCUCAUGCAGCCUCCUCAUUUCAUCAAGGUCCCUGUAUAAAUGUUGUUCUAUGUGAUCCAUGCGUGGCUGUAAGGCAUCCAUCUAAAUGAAAUGCAAGUGGUCAUUUUAA